AUGCCUGAAUUGGUAGGAAAGCAGAUUGGCUCGACGGGAUAUGGUCUGAUGGGCUUCACCAGCCGUAGCCCCCCAGUGCCGAUCGAGCAGGCCUUCAAAGCGAUGCGCGCCGCCCUUGAAUCCGGAUGUAACUUCUGGAACGCGGGAGAGUUCUACGGCACACCGGAAUGGAACACGCAGACACUCCUGGCGGCUUACUUCAAGCGAUAUCCAGAGGAUGCUGACAAGGUGGUGCUGAGCGUCAAGGGGGCUUUUGAUUACGCGACGUUUCGGCCUGAUGGAUCACCCGAAGGCAUCAAGCGCAGCCUCGACAGGAUCCUCAAGGACCUGGACGGGACCAAGAAGGUUGACAUAUUCGAGUGUGCGCGGGUCGACCCAAACACCCCUCUCGAGGUGACUUUGAAGUACCUCGAGGAACAAUACGUGAAUAAGGGCAUCAUCCGCGGCAUCGCCCUCAGCGAGGUCAACGCCGAGUCCAUCCGCCAGGCGGUCAAGGUGACCAAAAUUGUCGCCGUCGAGAUUGAGUUGAGCUUGUGGGCGACGCACGUAUUGGAAAAUGGGGUUGCGGCCACGUGCGCCGAGCUCAAUAUCCCUCUGAUCGCGUACUCUCCCAUCGGCCAAGGAAUGCUCAGUGGCCAGCUCAAAUCAGUGGAUGAUCUCCCCGAAGGAGAUCAUAGACGCUUCUAUCCUCGCUUCCAGCCUGACACCUUCCCCAUCAAUCUCCAGCUCGUGGAUGAACUGCAGGCGCUGGCCAAGGAAAAGGGCUGCACCCCUGCGCAGCUCGCCAUUAGCUGGACCAAGAGCCUGGCCAAGAAGCCUAGCGUGCCUCUCGUCAUCCCCAUCCCAGGUGCCACAACCGACACUCGUGUACGCGAGAAUGCUCAGGGUUACGAGUUGACGUCGGCCGAGCUGGCUGCGAUUGAUGCCAUCUUGGCCAAAUUCACCAUCGUAGGCCGUCGCUACCCUGAAGGCAUCGCUAUUGAUACCUAA
Messenger RNA from Capronia epimyces CBS 606.96, 990 nucleotides. Its product is annotated as pyridoxine 4-dehydrogenase. The record is from RefSeq and is a predicted model, not a curated record. Bases 1 to 990 code for a protein of 329 amino acids. The transcript has 3 exons. Lineage: Eukaryota; Fungi; Ascomycota; Eurotiomycetes; Chaetothyriales; Herpotrichiellaceae. Gene Ontology annotation, cellular component: cytoplasm.